AUGUCCGGCUCUGUAGAAAUGAAGACUGCUGAAGCCUUGAAGCUGCAGAAACAAAUCGUCCUGAACGCCUGUUCAACUAAAAUGCUCUGGAUUUUUGGAUGGUUCCUUCUCUUGUCGAUUCUUUUUGUCUUCUGUGUUCUCGUGGACAUCGACAUUCAGCAACAAGUGGAAAUUCAACGCCUCCAGCAAGCAUUCGAGACUUUCCGGGAAUGA
Molecule: messenger RNA, 213 nt
Organism: Oikopleura dioica
Lineage: Eukaryota; Metazoa; Chordata; Appendicularia; Copelata; Oikopleuridae
Source: the annotation of a GenBank genome assembly